Rhopalosiphum maidis (corn leaf aphid) is the source of this 3195-nucleotide messenger RNA. Its product is annotated as probable serine/threonine-protein kinase clkA. Lineage: Eukaryota; Metazoa; Arthropoda; Insecta; Hemiptera; Aphididae. The record is from RefSeq and is a predicted model, not a curated record. Bases 437 to 3088 code for a protein of 883 amino acids. The transcript is spliced from 3 exons.
GCUCCGCGGGAGAAAAAAAAUUCGUAUAAUAUUAUGUACGCGACCUAUAGGCUUAUUAUGGUGCGCGCGUCGGGGGAUGCUUCGCUCAGUCCCUCUCUCACACACGCGUUCACGUAAUAUAUAUAAUCGACGUGCAGACACGACGUCUGUGUACGAGUUAUUAUUAUAUAUAUAUAAAAAUACGCGUCUUAAGGAAAAUGAUACAUAUAAUGUGCAAGUAUGUAUAUAUAAGCCCCGGCGUUCGUCUAGUAUAGUCGCAAUAACGGAACGGCAAGUGACGCGAUGCCCAGACGCUCGUCGUGCUAACUCGAAUGAUAAAAUUGAAUCGCACAAUCGUCUACCUGUAUAUAGUAUAUGGUAUUAUUUAAGCUUACGCCUGUAAUACUUCAAUUGAUAUUGUACCGGUCGGUCUUCUGCAGCAGUCGCCGUUACAAUAAUGGACUUGCGUUUUUAUUUCGUCGUCAACAUUUUAACCGUUCUGCUAAUUCACGAAGUUGUGUUCUCCAAAUGUGAUUUGAAAAUCAAAACGUAUAAUCAUGUCACUAAAUCCUAUGUUGAAGAAUUUCAAAGAAAGGAAAGACAAGCACCAGAUCCAUCCCGUAUGUAUUUGCCACCGAAGAUAGAUUCUGUCGCAUCUAAUGGUUUUGGAGGGCAAAUAGAUGCAUCGAAUAAUUUUGGUAAUAAUAACAAUAGUUAUGGAGAAGUUGAAAACUCCCAGGACACAUUUACAACAGAUAACUAUGAUCUAUCACCAACAACCCCCGAAGACGAGAGUGAUAGUACUCUAGGAUUGUUUGAUACAAUUAACCGUAUGUCAAGUGGAUCCGUUGGGUCAUCCUUGGACCAGAGUAAUGGUUACAAUACUUUAUCACCAGAAGGAAACAAUUUUAGACAACCUUCAAACAAGAAUAACGAUUAUACUAGUGGUGUAAAUUUAUCAGGAACUAAUAACAACUAUGGAACUUUGUUGGGCACAACAUCGAUACCAACUAAUAACGGUGUUACUGCACAAACAGGAACAACGGACGGUUAUGGACAAAACGAGCUAUUGAAAACUGCUCAAAAUCAAGGACCGUCUAAGUAUAAUUACAAUGAAGCAACGGCAGCUAAUCAGUUUGGUCAGAACCCAAGCACAGCCGGCGGUCAGUAUAGCCAGAAAAGUACAGCUGAGAACACGGCAGGUGGUUAUGGUAACACAUAUUUUAGUACAUCAAAAGCUUUGCUUCAAGGUAAUAAUCGAAUUGAUGGUCAGAAUUCAUACGGUCAAGGAGGUAGUGGAAAUAUUGAUCCAAACAGAGGUCAAUCAUUUUCUGUAGACAACAAUGGUUAUGGUAACACAAUACCCAAUUCGUUUGGUCAAAAAUAUACAAACGGCGAUUAUAAUCAAAAUGGAAAUGGAAAUAUAGCUAACACACAGUUUAGUAUUGAAAAGAGUAUAGAUAUCUCGAACAAUCCGUCUUCAAUCAGUUCAAUUCCAAACAUCCAAGCACAAGAUAAUCCAAUAAUUAAAAGUACACCGCAGUUCAGUAAUGAAAUCAUUAAUAAAAAUUAUGGACAAAACGAGUCUCCCAAUAGUCGUGGUUUCCAAGCUGGAGGAUAUAACCCAGAAGUAUCGUCAUCCGGGUAUGGACAAUACCCCAGUGGAUUAAAUCAAGGCGUAUCAGCAACAUCUCAAACUUAUGGACAAAAUGAUUUUGAAAAACCAAACUCCAAUUAUUAUUCAUUGAAUUCUAAGAAUUUACCUUAUUCUGGAGAACCUUUUAAUCAAUUAUUGCCAAUUAAUAAUGGAUUUGAACUAAGUUCGACCAACCCAUACAAUCAAAAGCCUACAGGAAUAAAUAAAAACCAAAUUGCUGAUACCGCCAUCAUUGGCUCUCAAAGUCUCAAUUCUGUAGGAACCAAUAAUGGGGCACAGUCAUCAGGAACAACAUACCAAAAUUCGUACGGCCAGAGUUCACCAGAGGUUCAAAGUUUCAAUCGGGAACAAGGUUUGUCAAAUUACGAAAACGGGUUCAAUUUAAACCUACCAAACCAAUUACAAGGUUCUAACAAUCUUGGACAGUCAGGAUCUUAUUCAAUCGGAAAUGAAGAGAACUAUGGUCAAAUUUCUCCAACGUAUAAUACAGGUAGAUUUAAUCAAGAUCAACAAAACCAACAGCUGUCCAAUAGCUACGGACCACCAGCAGCUCCUCAAUCGUUUAUAAACGGAAGAGAUCCUAUCCAAAGUUCAUCGAAUGGACCAGCGAACGGUGGAUAUAAUAACCAAGAUAGACCAACGACUGGUCCUAAUGUUUUUGAUCAAAGCAGCCCCUCUACGUCACGAGUAUCAAAUAACUAUAGUCAAACUGAAUUUCAACCAUCAUCUCCUAGUGGGAACAGUUACAGCCAAAAUGGUUCAAGUCCACCCUCAAGCAGUGGAUAUUAUCAAGGAAGUCCUUCAAACGUGUUGAACGGGUUUGAACAAAAUUGCCAGAGUACACCAGGAGGACGACCCAAUAACUAUGGUCCAGCAGGAUCUCAGACAUUAUCUACGACUAAAAACAACUUCAAUCAAAAUUCUCCAACAAAUGGCGCUUACCCUCAAGGAGCAUCACAAGGCUCAAAAUCUUACGGAGAAAACAUCGUUAAACCCAAUAUAGCUACGACUCAGUUAAGAGGUUAUAAUCAAAAUGGUUUGACCACACAGAGUUCAGGUCAAGUAAGUUCCAGUUCACAUCCAGGUUAUGGGCAAGGAAUAGGACCUUGCGCUUCCAAAAAUGACGGGGACGUCGGUAAUGAUAAAACAAGUACAGGAUCACCAGCAGAUCCUGGCUAUGGAAUUCGAAACCAAAAAAAACAUUCCACAAUUGUUCCAAAAGGACAAUUUCAAAAUUCUAACUCACCAAGUUCAGGAAAUGGUGUGCAAAUCUCUUCUAAUGCUAACAAUGAUAAUAAUUUUGGCGAACCAGGUUUCAAUUCUUUCUCAAAUUUUGCACCAGGAAAUCAACCCAACCAACCAAUCAACCCCGGAACCAAUAAUUUUGAUACAAAUAAACAUGGUGAUAGCAUAAAUGAAGCAGUUUUCUCACCUUCAAAUACUGGUUACUAAUAAAUAUUUCAAGUUUUUGUUACUUAAACAAACUACCAAAUUACAAUUAUUAAUUGUAUACAUUUUGUUUUGUUUCAUGAUAAUUAAUUUUAAGAAUUAUUUUUAUA